CGAUCGCGCCGCCCGCCCGCGGGGCCGUGGUGCAUCCUGGGAGGCGGCCGGGCCGCGCGGCUCGGGGGGCCGGCGGCGGCAGGAAGCGGCGGGAAGCGGCGCAGGUUACAAUGACUGCACCAAAUAAAGCAUUGGAACUACAACUGCAAAUGAAGCAAAAUGCUGAAGAACUGCAGGAUUUUAUGAGAGAAUUAGAGAACUGGGAAAAAGAUAUUAAGCAGGUGGAUUCUGAACUACGAAAACAGAGUGGUGUCCCAGAAGAGAAUUUACCACCAAUUCGAAACGAGGCUUUUAAGAAAAAGAAAAAAAGCAAAACUAAAGUCUCGCCUAAGACAACCACUGAGGAAAACAAGAAAAACAAGAUUAAGUCCUAUGAUUAUGAAGCAUGGGGAAAACUAGAUGUGGAUAAAAUACUUGAAGAACUUGAUAAAGAAGAUAGUACUCAUGAUUCUGUAUCUCCAGAAUCAGACUCUGAAGAAGAUGGAAUUCGUAUAGAUGCAGAAAAGGCUCUUGCAGAGAAAGAAAAGGGUAAUAAGUACUUUAAACAAGGAAAUUUUGAUGAAGCAAUAAAAUGCUAUACCAGAGGGAUGCAUUCUGAUCCGUACAAUCCAGUAUUACCCACAAACAGAGCAUCUGCUUUUUACAGAAUGAAAAAGUUUUCUGUUGCAGAAUCUGACUGCAAUUUAGCACUUGCUCUAGAUAAAAAUUAUGUAAAGGCUUAUACCAGAAGAGGGGCUGCUCGCUUUGCUUUGAAAAAUCUUCAGGGAGCUAAAGAAGAUUAUGAAAAAGUUUUAGAGCUGGAUGCAAACAACUUUGAUGCAAAAAAUGAACUGAAGAAAAUUUAUCAGGCUUUGUCAUCAAAAGAAAGUUUAGAACAGAAAGAGACUGAAGAUGCAGUCAAACCUGAAUUAUCAGAUGAAGAGAAGAAGGACAUUGAAGAGCAGCAGCUCAAGCAGAAGGCUAUUACAGAAAAAGAUCUGGGUAACGCUUAUUUCAAGGAAGGGAAGUAUGAAGCUGCAAUAGAGUGUUAUACACGUGGUAUAGCAGCAGAUGGCACCAAUGCACUUCUGCCAGCUAACAGAGCUAUGGCCUAUCUAAAGAUUCAGAAAUAUGAAGAGGCUGAAGAUGACUGUACACAAGCUCUGCUGUUAGAUGCCUCCUAUUCUAAAGCUUUUGCUAGAAGAGGAGCUGCCAGAGUUGCGCUUGGAAAGCUAAAAGAAGCUAUGCAAGAUUUUGAAGCUGUUCUGCAGCUGGAACCUGGCAAUAAACAAGCAAUAAAUGAACUCGCUAAAAUAAGGAAUGAAUUAUCUGAGAAAGAGCAAUGGACUCAUCAAGAAUAUCCUGAAAUACUGAUAAAAGAAGCAGAAAUACAAAAUAUAGUGAAAGUCAUUGAUAAACCAUUACAUUUGAAGUCAACAAAGCCUUUGAGAAGAAUAGCCAUUGAAGAAAUUGAUGAUGACAUACAAAAUAGUGAUUUUCCCAGCACGUCUUAUUUAGUCAAUAAUUGGAGGGAUUCUACAAGUAUUGAAACAACUGCAAAUGUAAGUGAAGAUGAUCAGUUAGCUGCAAUGGAUAUUCCAAAAGCAAAACAAUUGAAAAUAGAAGAAAUCAGCGAUAUGCCAACAUUACAGGUUCGCACUGGUGUGAAAGGAACUUCAUCGAUUAUACAUCCAUCUUUCACUGUGAAAAAUAAUGUAGAAAAGGAAGUCAAAACGUCAACUCGAUCUGCUUCUCCAAUCCCUGUUAUUCCUGCAAAUUCCUUCCAGCUUGAGUCUGAUCUCAGAAAGUUGAAAGAAUGUCCAGAAAAAAUGUACAUGUACCUGAAGCAAAUAGAACCUUCAUUUUAUCCAAAACUGUUCCAGAAGUCCUUAGAUCCAGAUUUGUUUAACCAGAUACUGAAAAUUCUACAUGAUUUCUACAUUGAGAAAGAGGAGCCAGUGCUUAUCCUUGAAAUCCUCCAGAGGCUAUCUGAGUCGAAAAGAUUUGAUAUGGCAGUAAUGUUUAUGUCAGACUCAGAGAGGAAAAUUGCACAAGUAUUGUUCAGUUAUGUGAACCAUAUGGGGUUGAAAGAUCCUUCUGUUGAAGAAUUGGAGAAGAAAUAUGGUGUUUUCUCUUAGUGAGAUUACUGACAUUACAUUUGUAAAUUGCUCUAUUUCCGCACUUCCUUCUUGUGGAAAUCAGCCGAAGAAAUCUAUACAGACUGGAAUUUUUGUUGCUUUUGUAUAAGUAAUGAAACUUGUACAUUUGAUUUAGCCACAUGGCAAGUGCCUGGAGAGAUAAUAACCUAAUCGUGCGGGUAUGUUUGCUUUCCAACUCCUGCAGCAAUGUAGUCUACAUUGUCUUCAGCAGACUCUGAAAACCUGCUGGAGUUUAUUGGCAUUCAGGAUUGGGACUGUAGAUAGAGAUCUUUAUUAAAAAGGAAAAAAAAAUAUUUAUAAAUGUCUUCAGUAAGAAUCAAAUGAUUUUCUUGGUGUCCAUUACAAAUCUGCUUUUUUAUUUUAGAGAAUAAACUAAAUGUUGAAUUCGAAAUGCCGGAAUUGUCAGGAAGCUUCUUAUUAAGGUGCUAAAUCACUUUUCUCUGAAGAUAUGCCACACCAGAACAUACAACAUGCUAAGUAAACCUGUGGUAUUGUAGGCCAAAAAAGUACAGAACUGCUCAGUUAAGUUACUCUACUGUUCGUCCAAAAGCUGAAUUUUGGAGUUGACAGCUAAGAUGUUCUGUGAACCUAAGCUGUAAUUCUGGAGUAGAAGGAAUCCUAUGAGAUUAAAAGAUGGAGGGAAAUGAGAGUAUUUGGUGUUCUCUGGGCGGUAUUUUUAAAAUGGUCUGAUCGAAUUUAUCCUUUGGGUCAGUGGCUCCUAAAUAGGUAAAGCUUUUAAGACUGAAAGCUAAGCAGAGCACCUUUCCAGAGUAAAGAAGACAACAAAGGUAUGAAAUAACCUGAAAUUCACAGAUGAAGAAAGAUACUUAGGCAAAGGCAUAAUGAACUCUUCUAACUGUUGACAUGAUUGGAAGAAAGAAAGAAUAACACUUACCAGCCUUAGUUUAAAAAGUAGUAUCCUAGUAUGGCUUCCAAAAACUUGCUGGCAUAUAUGUCUCUAGACUUGACAGUCUUUUUAUAGUGUUGAUAUUUACUCUUGUCAGAUUGCUUUCACCCUAAUUAAGACUCUGUGCUUUCCUAGUGCUUCUCUUACUGCUGAAGCUUUCUGACAUUGAGUAAUGCAUUUGUUUUGGUAGUUGCGCUCUCCUUUGGCGGACUAGUGUAAGCUAUUCAAAAGAAUUCAAACUUCCAAGGUAGAUUAAUGGGAAUAGGAGUGAAUGUUAUCUUCUGUGUAGUUGGUUUUUUAAAUCUAACUUCAAAAUUUCCCAUAUGUGUAGUGUUCUAGUUUAGAUACAAUCCAAAGCAAAAAAAUGUAACUGAGCCACGUCCUCAAUGGGUCUGAGUUUUAACUGACAUGAGUGAAGGGCUAGGUCACUAAGGUAGCUUUGAAUUAGGCCUGGGCAUGAGGGGUAGGGCAAUAACCAGUGUUAUUAGGGAAAUGGAAGAGGCUUUGUAGAACACUGCUUGCUGCUUACCUGCCCUGUGAACUGUUAUUACUAGAUGUGUCUCAUGUUACUUAGUGACAAGCUAUUCCCCCCCCAUUGUAAAGCAUUCUUGAUAGUGUAUAAACAGUGUUGCUGCAACUAAUAGAUAUGAAUAAAAAGUAGUUAUCAAAGUAAUUUUAUGUACCUGUAUAGAUACAGAUAUCUUCUAGCAGGCUGUUACAUUUGUCAUAUGUUUAGUAGCCCUUAAACACAGAUGUACUUGUCUAGGAUUAUGC
Rhea pennata is the source of this 3819-nucleotide messenger RNA. RefSeq names its product RNA polymerase II associated protein 3 (gene RPAP3). NCBI's taxonomy places the organism in Eukaryota, Metazoa, Chordata, Aves, Rheiformes, Rheidae. The transcript has 17 exons. Gene Ontology annotation, molecular function: protein binding. The record is from RefSeq and is a predicted model, not a curated record. The coding region runs from base 111 to 2117 and encodes 668 amino acids. Gene Ontology annotation, cellular component: protein folding chaperone complex.